This is a messenger RNA of Sciurus carolinensis (gray squirrel), 694 nucleotides long. It is a transcript of the gene Kgd4, whose product is annotated as mitochondrial ribosomal protein S36. Lineage: Eukaryota; Metazoa; Chordata; Mammalia; Rodentia; Sciuridae. Gene Ontology annotation, biological process: 2-oxoglutarate metabolic process. The record is from RefSeq and is a predicted model, not a curated record. Bases 88 to 396 code for a protein of 102 amino acids. The transcript is spliced from 4 exons.
GGCUGGCCCCGCCCCCGAUGCCCAGGACUCCCCGAUACCACCGCUGCUAGCUUGCGCCCCGGAAGCUGCCCCUUCUCGGGGGUCACGAUGGGCAGCAAAAUGGCGUCUGCCAGCAGAGUCGUUCAGGUAGUCAAGCCACAUACUCCAUUAAUAAGAUUCCCAGACAGAAGAGACAAUCCUAAACUCAGUGUAACAGAAGCUUUGAGAUCAGCGGGGCUGCCGUCUCACUCACCUGUAAUUUCACAGCAUUCUAAGGGGAGUAAAUCACCAGAUUUGUUGAUGCAUCAGGGUCCACCAGACACUGCAGAAAUAAUAAAAACAUUACCUCAGAAAUACAGAAGGAAACCCGUAUCUCAAGAAGAAAUGGAAUUUAUCCAACGUGGAGGUCCAGAAUAAGCAUUGUGGCUGCUGUUUGUCAUCAGACAAAAGAAUUGUCUUUACAAUAAAGGACUUCCAAGACAAAUGAAAAACUGUAUAUUAACGUUAAUAAAUACUCUACAAAAAAUGAAGUACAGAAAAUUUAAAUGGAUAUUUUUAACUCCUAAUUUAUGUAUCUUGGUCAGCUUCUCUACAAGCUUACCUAUUGUUUAUAUACAUUAUACUUAUUAAAGUAUACAUUUUGAAAUGUUAAUUUGCUCUUGAUUAUCAAGUAUUACCAGUAAUGAACUAUUAAAAGCACACAGUAUUUCCCAUG